Molecule: messenger RNA, 284 nt
Organism: Racocetra persica
Lineage: Eukaryota; Fungi; Glomeromycota; Glomeromycetes; Diversisporales; Gigasporaceae
Source: the annotation of a GenBank genome assembly
UUGCAGAUGCCGAGAAAUAUCAUGCAGAGGAUGAAAAGGUUGCUCAAAGAAUUCAAGCACUUAAUGGUUUGAAGCGUUAUGCAUACAACUUGCGAAAUACACUUCAACAACUUGAAGAUGCUAUUCAAGAAGCAACUACAUGGCUCAAAAACAAUCAAGAAGCUGAAAAGGAAGUAUAUGAGCAUAAACAGAAAUCACUUGAAGAAGCUGUCAACACAAUAAUCAUGAAACUUUAUGAUGGUGAAUCUAACAGUGACUUCCCAGAAGGUCCAACGAUUGAAGAA